This is a messenger RNA of Closterium sp. Yama58-4, 5727 nucleotides long. NCBI's taxonomy places the organism in Eukaryota, Viridiplantae, Streptophyta, Zygnematophyceae, Desmidiales, Closteriaceae. The record is from the annotation of a GenBank genome assembly.
AUGUGUGGACGGUUGGACGGAGCUGAUAGAGAUGGACGGAGUAAGUACAAGGUAAUGAAGCAGUUGGGGGACGGCACUUAUGGGACCGUCUGGAAGGCGCUUAACCUGCACACAAACGAAAUUGUGGCGGUGAAAAAGAUGAAGCGCAAGUUCUACUCGUGGGACGAGUGCAUGAGCCUGCGAGAGGUUAAGUCCCUACGCAAGCUGAACCACCCCAACAUCGUGCGGUUGAAGGAGGUGAUUCGGGAGAACAACGAGCUGUUCUUUAUAUUCGAGUUCAUGGAGUGCAACCUGUACCAUCUGAUGAAGGACAGGGAGACCUACUUCCAAGAGUCCACCAUUCGAAACUGGAUGUACCAGGUGCUGCUGGGCCUGGCGCACAUGCACAAGCACGGCUACUUCCACCGCGACCUCAAGCCAGAGAACCUGCUAGUGACCAAGGACCUGAUUAAAGUGGCGGAUUUCGGCCUGGCAAGGGAGAUCAAGUCGCGGCCUCCCUUCACAGACUAUGUCUCCACCCGAUGGUAUCGAGCACCGGAGGUGUUACUUCAGUCAACAGUUUACAAUGCCCCAAUAGACAUGUGGGCGAUAGGAGCAAUCAUGGCAGAGCUAUUCACACUCGAGCCGCUCUUUCCAGGAGCAAGUGAGAUAGACGAGAUUCUCAAGAUCUGCGCUGUGAUUGGCACGCCCACUCCCAGGACAUGGCCGCAGGGCCUCCGCCUCGCAGCUUCCAUGAACUUUCGCUUCCCUGAGUAUUCGCCCAUCCCGCUCUCUCAAAUCAUGCCCAUGGCAUCGGACGAGGCAGUCGACUUGGUCACUGCUCUCUGCUCCUGGGACCCUGCCAGGCGCCCCACCGCCGCACAGGCACUGCAACACCCCUUCUUCCUGAAGGGAGUGACCCUCCCUUACACACCCAAGAAGCCCAAAUCCUCCUCCUCCUCCUCCGCCACCACUGGUCCCGUCGUCCCCAUCACCACGCCGUCCCAACUCGCCGCCGCCUCCCACGCUGCUCUUACCGGCUCUCUCGGCAUGGCCCGCCAUUCAGCGUCUGCCUCUGUCAACUCAUCGAAUGCGAUCGGCUCCAUAUCCAGUCGAUCCGACAAGUCAGUCUCAGCCAGCCAAAGCAACUCUGCAGGAGCAGUGCUCUCUCGCUCAGGCUCUGUGGUCGAGUCUGCCUCUCCACCCGCUUCGCCUCACCAGCUCGCAGAUAUUGGCAGAAGAGGCACAUACCCAGCCGCUCACACUCAUACCCCCAACGGUGCCGCCGCCGCCGCUCCUGGUAGCGGCAGGCACGAGCUGCUGGGUCAACUUGAUAGAUACGAGUUGUUGAAGUACAGCGACUUUAAUAUUCAGGUCGAGGUUCGAGGGGCUCAGGCACUAGAAAAUGUUCCGCAUUGUUCGCUCUUCUGCGAUGCGUUCAACGAAAUUUCAGCAUUCGGCGACAGUGGAAGAGAUUCGUUAGGCGCUUUACUAAGCACAUCACUCCUGCCAGCCGAAUUACUCUGUCUUGGUGCCACCUCCUCUGCUGCAGAUUCCUUGGCUUCUGGUGGAGCAGGAGGUGUGAUAAGAGAUGGACGGCUGGUGAUGGAUGUGCCUUCAGAUGGACGGCUGGCAGCAGCCGUGGCGUCUGCAAGAGCAGCCGCAGAAAUGGAGAGAGCAGUGAAAGUAGCAGCAGAGCGAAUCGGAUACCCCAGUCCUGCUGCUGCUGCGAGUACCACUGCUUCCGGUGGUGCGUUGACCACUCCCUCGUUUGAGACGUCUAAACUCUGUGUGCCUGCCAUGCAGGUGCUACGGCUGGAGGAGGAGGUAGAGAGGGAGCUGGCGAGGCAGGAGAAGCUGGUGGAGCUGAUUGCUGUGGCAGGGGCUGACAUGCCCACACUGCCCGUGCAGGAGGAGCAGGACCGGGCAGAGAGGCAGCUGCAUAGAGAAGUGCACCACUGGGGGGACGAGGUGGCCCAAACACGCAAGCUGCUGCUGGAGCUGACCGUUGAAAGGGUGAACUUGGAGAGAGCACUGGAGCAGGUUCACUGGGCUGUUGGUUCUCCCGGUGCCGUGCGCGCCGUGCAUACUGCUCAGAUGCAACUGUUGCAGCUGACAGCGCAGAGGGAGGUUCUGAAGGAGCUCAUUCACAACGAGAAGAAGGAAAAUGAAAAGGUAGAGGAGUUUCUGGACCAGAUUCUGAGCGACCCUGCAGUAGAUACCACCUCCCCCGGUGCUAAUACGCAAGUGCAUCGGCUGAAGGACCUUAUAAAGGAUGUGACUGAUUUGAAGGGGGCGAGAGAGGGGGGGCGGCGGAGGAGAGGGGGGAGUGGGUCGUGGGAGGAGAUUGGGAAGAGGCUAGAGGCGGAAGGAGGGGGAGGGGGAGGGGGAGGGGACAGCAUGGGGAAUGUGGACUGGCAGGGGCGAACGGGGUUAGAAGAGGGGAGCGAGGGUCAUACAGUGGCGGGAGGAGGCAAGGGAGGAGGAGCGAGUGGAAGUACAGGGGGGAAGUCCCGUCUGAAAGUGCUUCAGAAACUGAAGAAAAAGGUGAGCAGCGCAGGAGUGGGGCCGUGGGGAGGGGAGGGGGGAGCUGGGGGCGCAGGGGGGGGCGGAGGGGGAGAGGAGGCGGGAGAUGGGGAGGAGAUGCAUGGGUAUCUCCCUGGUGGGGGGGUGGUGUCGCCAAGAGGGGGAGAGGGAGGGGGGGCAGCUUGGGGUGGGAAAACAGGCGCACAUCUUAGGACAGGCAGCGGUGUCAGGCAUACCCCAGGCAUACACGCUGCCUAUGCUCGGAACAAUUCCGAGCCUGGUGGUGUUGCUGCUGGGUUCGUUCGGACUAGUUCCGAACCUGGUGAUGAGGCUCGGGAUGGCUUGUUCAGUGACCGAGCCAGGUCCGGCCUGUCUGAUGGUUCGGAGAAUGUCUUUGGCUGGGGAAGGCAGGGAGGUUCAUUGAGUUUUAGAAUGGAGGAUGCAGAAGCGAGGGAUGGGGAGCAAGGAGGGCCGCCUUUUGCUGAAAGCAAUGAAAGCAAGGACGGUGCAACUGGCUUUGGUCCUGGUGCUUCUGAUUCAGCUGCUUCUGCUGGCUUUGGCUCGACUGGAUUCGCCUCCCAGGAACAGGAAGCCAGCUGCAGGGCGGAACAGCCUAAUGUGCUUGUAUUGGACGAUGACUAUACAGGGGGUGAAGGAGGCACGAGUCCCACUGAUGAAAACGCAGCAGAUCUUGCCGGAGAUUCUCAGUCUGCCGCUGCCCAUCGGAAGUUCCUGGCCGUUGGAUCCACUGGGAUUGCCACAGCAGGUGCUGCUGCAUCAGCAGCAGUUUCAGCUCCGUCGCGCUCGCAGCAACACCCCAAGCCUCCGCUGGGUUCGGCGCCAGGCUCGGGAGCAGCCUCGGCAGCGGCCGAACCUGCCAGCCGUGCACCGGCGUCCAGCGGCAAUGUGUUUGCGAAGAUCGACUCACCAGAGCAGUGGACGGCUGCUGACGUGGCAGGCUUGCGUUCGUCGUCAGGCAUUGAUUUGCCAAGCCUUUCCGGACCUGCUGCCGAACCUAUUUCCGGGCCCGAGCUGGAAAGCCCGAGGAGGACGAAGAGUGUAGGCUCGGUAAAGGAGAAGGUGGUGGGCUUAGCUUCGGAGUUGGAUGUGGGGUCUGCUUCGGGAUUGAUUGCCCCCAUUGGCAUGAAAACAACCUGUUUACGGGCAGAUGAAGGGGCAGAUCGGGCAGUUGAGGAAAACAACGAAGGCGUUGCAUCUGCUCCCCUUUCAACCGCACCUGUACCCCUUCAAUCUGCACCUGGUGUGCACGAGCCUGUUAUGCCUGGGGUUGGUGUUUCACCUGAGACAGCACUUGAAUCCAUAAACCACCUCCAAAAGACCAUCAAAAACACCUCCUCAUCCUCUCGCCUCUCCUCCCUCCCCGCCACAGACUCAGCCCCUCUCUCUCUCGAGCUAGACGACUACCGCUCCCGCCCGUGUGCGCUUUCAGAGGAGAUGCUAAAAUCCAUUGCUACAAUCUACCUGCACCAUGCGCACCCUGCUGUGUGGGGGCUGGGAGAGGGGCAGAAACGCGCUGCUGCUUUGCUGCUCGCGUCAGACCAGGCUCGGGCUGCGUCGGGUGCAGCCGGUGCCACGUCAGACGAGGCCCACGACGCGGGCUCUAAGUCCCGGAGGGGCCUAGCUCUAGCCUCUGCUACAGCCAAAGCGCCCCAGUGGCUGCGGUCGGCGUUUCCUGGAGGCAAGCAAGGGGGAGGAGGGGCAGCGGACGAGAGGGGGUGGGAGGGGACAGAAGAGGGGCUUGCACCGGGUGUGCCUGGGGCGGGUUUAUCUGGGGCGGGUUUACCUGGCGCUGCUGCAGCGGCAGAAGACACGGGACUGACAGGAGCAGCAGCAGCAGCUGCUGGUGCAAACAUUCCGGAGGCAUGGCUUGCGGGGGAUGGACCACCAGAGGGGGGCUUCGAGGCUAACCAGAGGAGGCCGGAGGGGUUUGUGGAUCCGUACGGCGUGUUGGAGGGGCAUCCCUCCCUCCCGGUGGUGGCAGCAUACAGCAGCGCCAUGGAGGUCACUGCCGUGCCUCCUCCGGAGUCUUUCACCAGUGCUGAUGUGUUCCUGCUCUGCAGAUACAGAAUGCUAGCAGAGCAGCUGGAUGAUGUGAGUCCGGCGCUGCUCUCAGAGGACGAGCGUCUGGCCUUUUGGCUCGACCUGUACAACGCGCUGCUGCUGCACACUUUCCUAGUGGAUGGAUACCCCACAGCACAUGCCAAGCGCAUUGCACUUCUAAAACAGGCCACAUACACCAUUCGGGGCACAGCAAUCAACGCAUUUGAAAUCGAGUUCUCCAUCCUCCGAGCGCAUUCUUUCCGCUCCUCUCUGGCCACGGCACUAAAGGUCCGCCCCUUCCCUCCCACCGACCGCCGCUCCUCCUGGGCCCUGCACUCCCCCCACCCCAACGUCUCCUUUGCCCUCUGCGUUGGCAACUUUUCUUCGCCCCUGCUGCGAGUCUACUCACCACGGACGGUGAGAGCAGAGCUGGAGGAUGCAAGGGAGGGCUUCCUUGAGCUGGCAGUAGGGCUCAGUCAGGACAACCGCCUUGUUCUCCCCAAAAUCCUUGACUGGUAUUGCGCUGACUUUGCUGAUUCCUUUCCAUCGUUGCUUGAGUGGGUGUUACACCAGCUCUCCCCUGCACCACGGUUGGCACUGGCAAAACGGAUUGCUCAAGCCAAUCCCACAUUAGCACAAUGUGUCGAGGUGGCGCCAUUCGAUUGGUCGGUUCGUCUGACGUCUAAGAGCGAGAUCCGAUACGAGGGUGUGCUGUACACCGUCGAUACGCAACAAGCCAACAUCGCCUUGCAAAACGUGCGCUCCUUCGGAACGGAGGGGCGAAAGAAGGACGGCCCGCAGAUUCCCCCCAGCGACAAGGUUUACGACUUCAUCAUCUUUCGCGGAACUGAUAUAAAGGACCUUCAAGUUAAGUCCUUGCCUCGUCAGCAACAGGCACCCCCUGCGCAACCCCCACCGCCAGCGCCGCCCCAGGUCUCCCCCCCGCCCCAACCGCAGCAGCCUCCGCCGCCCCAAUACCAGCAACCCCCCCCUUACCCGGGACCUCCCCCCCCAAGCGCCUAUGGCCCAGGAGCGCGCCCCCUGCGCCUGGUCCCGCGCCAGGCGCAGGUCCUUCCGCCCCACCCGCGCCUGCUUCCGCCUCUGAAGCGCCUGGCCCCGCGCAGGCGCAGGGUGCUGCACCCUCCCCUCCUGGUGCCGUAG